Molecule: messenger RNA, 1585 nt
Organism: Colius striatus (speckled mousebird)
Lineage: Eukaryota; Metazoa; Chordata; Aves; Coliiformes; Coliidae
Product: BPI fold-containing family B member 4-like
Exons: 13
Coding region: 16-1413 (465 amino acids)
Molecular function (GO): lipid binding
Source: RefSeq, a predicted model, not a curated record
CCCCUGCCCAGGGACAUGUGCCCCUGCCCCAGCGCCCAGGGCUGCCUGGCCAGACCCUCCAGCUGCCCCAGGCUUUCCUGGUUCCUGCAGUUGGGCUAUUUAAGAGCUGCUGCCUCAGUGGCUGCGAGGCCGUGGGCAGCCGCAUCGCCACAUCAAAGGCUCCAGGUGCCAGGUCAAGAGAUGCUGCUCUUCUGGUGUCUCAUCCUUCUUGGGGGCCUCCUGCCCACCUCCCAAGGCCUCGUCAACCUGGGCAGUGCCCUUGGGCUGAACCCACAGCAACCCAAAGAUGGUCUGCUUGGUACCGGUCUGCUUGGCAGCAGAACAGCUGGAUUGCUUGGCACAGGCCCUUUAGGUGAAGGUGGGCUGCUUGGUACCGGCCUCCUUGGCAAGGCAAGCCCGAGCACAGGCGAAAGUGGAGGUGCCAGUGACGCAGGCAAUAAACCCAGCAGAUCUGGCAUCCUUGGCACAGGCCUCCUGGGAGGACAACCUGGCAGCAGUGGUCUGCUCGGCACAGGCAUCCCUGCUGGGAAAGCUGUUGGUGGUGGUGACCUCAGCAACAGUCUUCUUGGCAAUAUAAACCCUCUUGGAGAGAAAGGGCUGCUUGGCACAGGGCUGCUUGGAAAAGGAGAUCUCCUAAGCAAUGGAAGUCUACUUGGUAUCGGUGGUCUGCUGGGUGAAGGAGGACUUCUGGGUGGAGGAGGACUUCUGGGUGGAGGAGGACUUCUGGGUGGAGGAGGACUUCUGGGUGGAGGAGGACUUCUGGGUGGAGGAGGACUUCUGGGUGAAGGAGGACUUCUGGGUGAAGGAGGACUGCUGAGUGGAGGUCUGCUGAAAAAUGGAAUCCCUUCCAAGUCAACAGCUCUUGCCUGGCUGAAGGCGCUGAACCUCGAGAACGCCCGAGUGUCUUGGAAGAUCCUCCCCGGGGGUGAGCUGGUGCUGAACCUGUACUCCAGGCUGGUACUGCGCUUGCCAGGGAUUUUUCAGUAUCUGAGUGGAUCCUCAAUAGAAACAAACAUCACAUCCCACAUUGCCCUGACCCAGGACAGCCCCAGAGACCUCAAGUUGGUGGUGAAGGAUUGCAACAGCCUGAUGGGUGGCUUCAAGGUCAACCUGCAGAAGGGCUUCCUCAGCAACGUGGUGAGCGGAUUUCUGAACCCUACCCUUCAGGCUCUCGUGCCUGCCGUGCUCUGCCCUGUAGUGAACAUCUGGGUCAGCAUCAUCAAUAUGGAGCUGCAAUUCCUCAACCGUGUCAUCUCCUUCGGGCUCCUGGGGAAAAUCUACUCAGCCCUGCCCCGUCUGCCGCUGACAUCGGAGCAGUCUGUGGAGCUGAACUUGCAGGAUUCUCCUUUCCCAAGUGUCUUCAUCGACUGGCUCCUCAGGACCACGGGCAUCGAGGCCGGGAGCGUUCCGUAGCCGUGGGGCUGGCAGUGCCAGGGGUCCUUCCAGGUACCCCUGAAGGUGAUUCCCACUGCUGCACCCCAGAAGGAGGAGGAGGGAGGGAGGAAGAUCACUCAACACACAGAGAAAAUAGACAUGAAAAUGGAGAAACACAAUCAAGAAAAUAAACUCUUUCUUCUGCAUUGCA